GGAUAGGAAAACAGCGCUUCAAAGAGGCUCCCGUCUCCGUUCGCUGACCUUCUCUUCCCUUUGUUGAGCCUUUUCUCUUGUUUUCUCUUGAGAAGAACCUCGACUAGCUGUCGCGCUGCGCAGGAAAUCGACACUGUUCGCCUGGAAACAGUACUGUCUUUCUGAAUUGCCUUUGUCUCAGAUGCCAAUGACAUGCGGUUGGUGUGUGUUCCACUCGACGGAUGAAUCUUGAAGUUUUACCCGUCUAAAUCGCGAUUUCCUGCCGUCUAGUCCUUCUCGCUGACCUCGUGGACGCACUGCUGCCUUCCCCCAGGGAUAACUUCCGAAACAUUCUUAUUGGGUUCCUCUUUUUGUCUCAUCUGACUCAGACGUGAGUGAGGAAAAGCGUCGGUGGCUCUGUUGUGUCUCUGCACCGUUUAAAAAUCAUCUCUCCGUCGCGACAGUUCGCCUGGCUCUCUCCAUCUCUGCCCGCGCUCAGAUUCCAUUGCUUUUUCUUCUCUGCCGUCCUCUCAUCCGUUCUCCACUGGUGACGCGACGAAACGACUGUGCCGUCUUCUUCCCUGACUUUACUUUCGCUCUCGCAUGUGGGCUGUCUGUACACGUGAACGUCUCUGAGGUCCGUUUUUCUGUUUCCGUGGAUUUUUUCCGCGAGGCCACAGACGCCGUCCGACUUCGUCAUCUUCUCUCUCCCGUUCUCUCUCCUGCUUUUUUCAAGUCUUGCCUCGAUGCUUCUCUCCAUUUCCCCUCCGCCCCUGCUGUUAAACCUCGGUUUUAUCCGUUUCUUCUGCUUUUUACGGUCGACGUUCUUCCCUGCUCUCCGCGACUUUUGAAGUCAUGGCGCUACUUCGCAGGGAAGGCGUCAAGGGAAGGCGGACGAAGGCGAAAAAGAAAAAGAAAGCUGGCGGUGCUGCAUGCGGCGGGAGAGACGGAGAGACUCUGCGCCGAGACGCGCCUUCCAGCAAGCCGGUACCUCACACGGAUAACCACAGAGGCCGUUUUGUCGAGGAACGGAAAAACCCUCAGGCAGACUCUGCCUCGGGAUCUGCUGUCUCCGCAGGAUCCCCUUCUUUCCAGGUUCCUCCCAGUCUCUCUUGCGCCUCUCCGUUGUCCUCGCCGGCCUCUCCCUUCUCUGACUCCCCGUCUGCCGCUGAACGAGAGCGUCCUGCGCCCUCGACACCUACGGACGGCGACCGAGAGAACUUUGCCGGGAGACGAGAUGAAGAGUUCCUUGGAGCAGACGGAUACUUCGUGGAGGAAGAUCUCGAGAAGACUCAGAAACAACUGGUGACGAACAACAAGAUCCGCGGACUUCUCCAAUCCUUCAGAUCCUCCGCAUCCCGACGAACCACCGCGAACGCUGCUGCUUCGUCUGCUUCGUCUGCUUCGUCUUCUUGCUGCUUUUUCGACGACUACCCCAGGGUGGAAGAAGACGAGAGCGAAGAAGGCUCUGGGCGUCGGUCCGUUUCUCCAGGUGUCUCUGCUUCUCGCGACGCCGACGCGGCUGUCACCGAUUCCGGUGCGCCGAGCAGGAAGCGAGCGCGAGGCGGAGGCGAGGAGCUGGACGACGCGCGGCAGAAGACGCGAAAGAAGGGAGAGACAGGUCGGCGGGAUUCUUGCGCGAGAGACGCGGAGGCCUGGAACGGCGAAGAAGUCAGGGAGGAAGCGACUCACACUGAGAAGAGCGAGGGAUCGAGGAAGCGAGAAGAAAGCAGCAGCCGAUCCAACGCGCCCACCUGGCUUCGCGCCGACCCCUCCAGAGAAAAGCUGGAUUUCUUCCAUCGUCUUCACGAAGAGUGUGUCGACUUUCUUCAGUGGAUCGAUGCAACUGAAGAGGAGCAGCGAAACCGAGCCAAGGUGCUUGCGCGAGUGACGGCCGUCUCGCGACUCCUCUGGCCGAACUGCGUGGUAUGUCCGUUCGGGAGCUCUUACACGAAUCUCGCUCUUCCUCACGCAGACCUCGACAUUUGCAUCUUCAUCAACUCGGACCCCCCUCUUUUGGAAGAGUUUCGCGAACUCGCCGCAGUGGACUCUGCCAAGGAGAUCGCGGAGUCUGCCGCGUCUGCGCAGGCGGCCUCCUACCGCCGAUUCGGUGCCCUCGCCGAAAAGGUGAUGGCUGAGGCCUCCCGGUCUACAGAGACCUUCGGCUACGGAUCCUCCUUCAGAAGAAAAAAAGAAGAAGACGCUUGCCAUCUCAGACGCCUGGCUGCCGUCCUCUCAGCAUGCACAGUCUCGCUGCCGAGCCAGGACGCCCCGUCGUCCUCCGCUCCGAAUCGGAGAGAGUCUCCCCGGCGUCGCGACUCCCCUUUGGUUACGGACUUGCAGUUGAUUCUGGAAGCGAGAGUCCCCAUCUGCAGAUUCGUCGACACAGAGACGAACCUCCCUGUCGACAUCAGCCUCGACCAGCCAUCCGCUGUCUUAACGUCGCUGUACAUUCGUCUCCAACUUCUGCGCUUUCCACUGCUCCGGCCUCUCAUGCUCCUCAACAAGACCGCACUGAAACUCUGGCGCUUAAACGAACCUUUCAAGGGAGGUGUCGGAUCCUAUCUCCUCUUUGUCAUGACGCUGAGUUUCCUUCAACUCAAUCCUCGUCUGUACGACCGAAGAAUGAGUCAGCGCUACUCUCUCGGCCAUGCUCUGUUCGAAUUUCUGCACCACUACGGCGUCGAUUUUCACUAUCCAACUGUCGGCUUGAGUGUGCGGGACAAAGGCCGUCUGUUCCCCAAGGAGAGACGCAGGUGGCAGUAUGGCCAGGACAGAAACUGGAGCGAAGGCGGCAGGCAGUUCGCGUUCUCGACAGAGUUCGACAGAUUUCUUCUCGCUGCAGAGUCGCCCCUGGAAUCCACACGAGACAUCGGAAGAGGCGCCUAUCAAAUGCCCCAAGUGCGGAGUGCGUGGCGCUCGGCGUACGCGAGAAUGGCCUCUCGUUUGCGAGAAGAAACGUCGUCUGCUUCACGGUUGUCGUCGAUACGUGACGAUUCGCUGCUGUCGGCUCUCAUCUCGCCUACAGUCUUCGCAGAUCGACCCGCGCCUCCGCCUUCCCAGUCAGAUCUGUCUUCUCUUCGCGGCUCCGCCUCUCUCUCGAGAGAAGACGCAGAAAGCGAGAGAGGAGAAGAUGAAAACGCAAGAGAGCAGGAAAACGGAACGCGUGACUCGGAAGAGGAGGCAGUGCCUGUAGGUCGCCGAAAGUUGCAAGACCUCAGUUUCGGACCCCUCCCCGCUUCUUCGGAGUUCAAAAGCGUCUGUGGCCUUCGCGCUGUCCUGACGCAGCCGAGGAGAGAAGAUUUGGAGACAGAGAAAAGGCGACUCGAGGCCUGUCUUCUUUCCUCUGGAACUCGCGGGGCGUCGGACCCUGUUCGCGUCGGAGAGAGAAACAAGAGAGGUUUGAAGCGUCUGAAGAAGAAGCUGCAGCAACUGGAGAAGGAGCAGCGACGCCUCGAGAGACAAGGCAGAAACAGCUUCGGUGCUUCGGGACGCGCCAGACAAAAUACACAAGUUUUCUUCGAAGCUGACAGCGACGCUGAGCGAAACGACGACGAGAGCGAAGCCGAGGCCGAGUCUGCACUGAAGGCCUCCACGCCUGUGAAAGAAGAAACGGUCUUGCGUUCGUCCUCAAAACAGAGAACGCUUGAGGAAGACUGGCGCGCAAACGCUUCAAAUCCGUCUGCGCCUGCCCUCGUGAGUCUCUUAAGUUCCUCUUCGUCCGAGAGUGGAGACGACGCCCCGUCCGUGAGCGCUCGCCUUGGCCGGGCCGGCCGCCGAGGGUCGAGCGGUCGGAGGCGCGCUGAGGCUUCUUUGGCCGCUUCCGAUGACAGGUCAGAGAGCUGUUCACCUCGAAAGCGAUCCGGCGUUGAGAACAGAAGCUCGACAGGUCUCGCGCUUCUAGCCUGUCGUUCUCGAAGUGGAGCGUCUGGUUCUUCGAUAGCCUCUUCCGGAACCGAGUCAGAAUCCGAAGUCCCGAACGAGUCGAGCCGCGCGCCCAGAGCAACUUGUGGGGCGUCUCUGCGUGCGUCGCGUCCCCGAGCCUCGCCGCCGAGUGUCAUGAGAGACUCAGGUCCCUCUGGGGAGCCGUUUUCGAGGACCUCGCAUGAAGCAGAAGCAAUUGUGCUUUCUUCGUCAGACGCCAGCGAGGCCGAAGAGCGGAACGAGAAGUUCGAGAAACGCAAGUCUGUACAUUCUGCACUCCGAGGAGACGCGGGAGGCCUGACGAACGGCGAGACGUUCAAUGGCGCGGGCGCCGAGAGCGAGAGGACUCAGAGGCGUUCUGACAGCGCGGAAGAGUCAGGGGAAUUGGAGGGAGAGGCCAGAAGCGACAGCGAGAAAGAAGAGCCAGAGACACCGGCAAGCCGAGCGCUCAAGGCGGGGGCGAGAGUGAGACUCGCAGAGUUCCGGUCCUUCGAUUUAGGCAGCAAAGAGGCGGAAGAAACUGCAGGAAAUGUCCUGACUCACUUGGCGCGCAGAAACGCGGUCGGUCGAGGCUGGGAGGACGGAAGUUCGGAGUGAAGCGCUCGAGCCGAAGACGAAAAAACGAGACAGAAGAAAAGGAGGAAGAGGCGCGCAGACAGAGGAAACAGAGGAAGGAAGAAGGGAGGAGACAAACACCGGGACGAAGAAGGCGCCGGUGCCGGAGGUUUGCAAAGAAGACAUCGAGAAAGAGAGAUGGAGAAAGAACAGAAGACAUCGUGCGGCCUGUUUGGGGAAGAUCGAGCAAGAGUGUGGACGAGCCAAGUCGGGAGGGAAGCGUUCGCGAAAAGAAAAAAGGUGACAAGGAAAGCGUGAGACAAAGAAGUAAAGCAACGAUGUGAAAAUGAAGGCGACCUAGAAGAAAGAGAAGUGACGGAGAAAAAGUAUGCCACCGAAGCGGGAGGAAUUUCGGGUCUCCGCUGUUCGCACAGACCUCACGCAUGCACAAGCGUCGACGUACGGAAACAGCUCGCUAUAUAUAUAUAUAUAUAUAUAUAUUUCUUUAUGUAUCCUUGUAUAGAUAUAUAUAUAUAUAUAUGCCUAUAUCUCUGUACGUCUGCAUGUAUAUCCUAUUUUGAAGCGCGUAGUUCUGGAGUCAAGUGAAGGACUACAGGCAUGGUCCUUGGCGCCUGAGUUCUAAGUGCAUCAGCACAACUUUGUGUCUUCAGUUUUGAGACAUCAUUUUGUGCGUUUUUAGACGUUGUGGCAAGCGCACUGGUGACCUGCAUGCAGACAGAGGGAACAUUUGAGAAGUGAAAGGACGGCAUUUGCCAUUGAGGAGUUGUUUCUCGAGGGAGGAGCCUCGGAGGCUCCCAGCUUGCCGGGAAGACAAUUUGUGGAAACAUUCAUAUCGAGAGGAAGGUCUCGACCUGGCAUUUUUCGAGCCGUUUCAGACCUCACGCUCGAGAAACAAAGAGACAAGAAAAGUUGACAGACACGCAGAAACCAAG
Molecule: messenger RNA, 5411 nt
Organism: Toxoplasma gondii ME49
Lineage: Eukaryota; Apicomplexa; Conoidasida; Eucoccidiorida; Sarcocystidae
Product: DNA-directed DNA polymerase
Exons: 8
Coding region: 835-4500 (1221 amino acids)
Biological process (GO): RNA 3'-end processing
Cellular component (GO): TRAMP complex; nucleolus
Molecular function (GO): poly(A) RNA polymerase activity; mRNA binding
Source: RefSeq, a predicted model, not a curated record